AUGUCGAUGUUCCAGAGUCCGAGAAAUGCAAUGUUCGCGCGGGUCGGUUCGGCGGUGUUCUACGGGUUGUCCUCGUUCAUGAUCACCGUCGUGAACAAAACGGUGUUGACAUCGUUCGAGUUCCCGUCGUUUCAAAUACUCGGCAUAGGGCAAAUGUUGGCCACCAUCGUGUUGCUGUUGGCGGCGAAGAAGCUGCGCUACGUCGAGUUCCCUAACCUAGAAGCGGCAACGUGCGUGAAGAUAUGGCCGUUGCCGAUCAUAUACAUCGGUAACAUGAUCUUCGGACUGGGGGGGACGAAACAGCUGAGCCUGCCGAUGUUCACCGCCCUCAGGCGUUUUAGCAUUCUGAUGACGAUGAUCGCCGAGUACUACGUGCUCGGGGUGCGAGCGCGCGUUUCCGUUCAGUUGAGCGUUUACACGAUGAUCGUUGGGGCAGUGGUGGCGGCGUUGAACGAUCUCGCCUUCAACUUGGAAGGCUAUCUGUUCAUCCUGUUGAACGAUCUCUUCACGGCCGCCAACGGCGUCUACAUGAAGAAGAAGUUGGACUCGAAGGAGCUAGGAAAAUACGGACUGAUGUACUACAACUCGUUGUUCAUGAUCGUCCCGGCGAUCAGCGUCGCCUGCUGGCUCGAGGAUACGCGUUCGAUCGUCGAGUUUCCGCAUUGGAACAACGCGUUCUUCCUCGCACAGUUCGGCCUCUCGUGCAUCAUGGGUUUCAUACUGUCCUACAGCAUGAUACUUUGCACGCUUCACAACUCGGCGCUCACCACCACCAUAAUCGGAUGCUUGAAAAACAUAUGCGUCACUUACCUCGGAAUGAUGAUCGGCGGCGAUUACAUUUUCACCUGGCUAAAUUUCGUCGGACUGAACUUGAGCGUGGUCGGUAGUUUGGUCUACACGUGGGUGACCUUUCGAAGGAAAGAAUUACCCACCGAGCCCAAGUAUUUCCCGCUCUCGGACGAUCAGCUGAACAAAGUGCAAGCCAGAGAAAAAAAGGAGGAAAGAUCGAUUCUGAUUCGUCAGUUUCAGGCUGGCUGGUUCGAAGAAUGUCGAGCGACGCUGCUGGCUGUUGGCCGGCGUCCUCGUUCACGGCGGAGUACGCGAGACACCGCGUGCCCCUGUCGCCGGUGCAACGCGCGAUUUUAGCCGCCGGCGCAGCCGCGAUUUCGCUCGCGGACCCCUUUCGCGGUGACAUGAUCGCCUGCUUGGCAGAAACCACCGGCACCGACGCUCUCUCGUACUGCCGGCAGCAAAUGCUCGCCACCUCCGAGGGAUGCCGCAUCCUUGCCGAGAAACCACGCAUAUCCUCGUCGACGAUCGAUUUCCCUGCGCUAAAGCGAUUGCCGCCAGGAACCCUUGGCAGGAUCUAUUGCGAUUUCCUCGACGUUAACAACGUGUCCCCCGACUCUAGAACGGCAGUCAAGUUCGUUCAAGACACCGAGUUAGCGUACGUGAUGCAACGAUAUCGCGAAACGCACGACAUCUAUCACGCUCUGCUUUUAAUGCCAACCACGAUGCUCGGGGAAGUGUCGGUCAAGUGGAUAGAAGCGGUGCAAUUGCGAUUGCCCAUGUGUUUCAGCGGAGCGAUAUUUGGAGCGUUCCGGUUGCGUCCGAGGCAACGAAAAUUAUACGUCGAUCAUCACCUUCCAUGGGCUAUCAACACAGCAGUCGGAGCGAAAUUUCUGCUGGGUAUUUACUUCGAAGAACGUUGGGAGCAGCCUCUCGCCGAUUUUCACCGAGAAGUGAACAUCGUCCCUUUGGUUGAAACAGUUGAUCGUGUUAGCGAGAGAGACGAUGAGAUCUGAAACUUCUCUUUUGCACCACGCUACAAUAUGAUAUAUAGUCAAUUUGUUAGAUAGAGUGUAUAACAAUUUUUUAUUUUACCGUAACGUUGGAAAUAUGAAGAAUAUAAUUUUUAGUGGGAUA
This is a messenger RNA of Heterotrigona itama, 1926 nucleotides long. NCBI's taxonomy places the organism in Eukaryota, Metazoa, Arthropoda, Insecta, Hymenoptera, Apidae. The record is from the annotation of a GenBank genome assembly.